AACGUGAAAAGAAAUAAGAAUCGCGCUGAAUAAAAAGAGCACUCAAUAACGUACACCAUUUCAGCCAUUUUUAUAACUUCAUUUUGUGAACUUAUUAUUCCCAUCGUAUUUUAUUGGCUCAUACUCCAUGUUAUUCACAAAACCACACAAAUAACUGCCAAAAAUAACGUCGCGUAACACAGUUUGUUGUCAUGAAACUUUAGUGAGGGUUCACUGAAAGCGAUCAAAAAAACCAAUUUUGAUAUUAAAUGACUUUGAACAGAUUUUCAAAAGAGAAAAGUUUGAAUUUCCUGUUCUCAGACUUUCGAAAUGUCUUCAGUUCUUUCAUUCGAAGUUUGUAUUUGUUGUCUGAUAAAGAGGAAAGAAGUUAGCGUUCAUUUGUCUCAAUAAAACUUGACUUCUAAUUAUAGAUUACAUGAUCAAAAUUCAAAAGUAUAUUUGACAUGCAUAUCGUAGCUUAGUUAUACAAUUCAGGGAUGUUGUGCCGUCUGAAAUUUUUAGAAAGCAAACUUUACGUAGUGCCAUUAAACAGAACAUAUUCUAGUUUUAAAUAGUUUCAACCAAUAAACUUCGUUACUCGAAGCUUUACCAAUCGAUGGCAUCAAGAGUCAAAAUGACUACAGAAGGCGUAAAAUUCCUAAGUGAGAACCAGGAGGUCACUUUCCGAAUCCCUUCCCGAGACCCCGACCUAGAUGCGACUGUGACGUCGGAUCAAGCAGACGUCACUGACAUGGCAAACACAUCAUAUGGCACCGAGGGUUCCUGUGCCGAAUCCACCGAUUCCAGUUCUCCCUUCAUGAGUGACGGGACUAAGGAGAAAUCCCCCCUGGUAGGCCGGAGUUCGACAAAGAAGGGGGCUUCUUCUUCAUCCAAGCACAACAAUCUGGAGCUGCAUGAUGCCAGUCAAAGCGGAAAGGAACGUAAGACGGGGGAACAAGCCAUCGACGAGUGCGCACUGACGGGGGAAGUAGCGAAGUCAAUCAAUUACUUUAGCUUACAACACGUGGGUCUGUUCCUGCAGUACUUCUGCGUCGGCAUCUGCUACUCUUGCACCAUCAGUAUCAACUAUGAGUUCUUCACGUCCUAUAUGGGACAGAGUGGCAACUUCUACAAUGUCGCCCAUAGUGCCAUCGCUCUUCCCUGGAGCCUCAAGAUAAUUUAUGGCGCCAUCAAUGACUGCUUCCCUCUCAGGGGGUACAGAAGGAAGCCAUAUAUGGUACUAGGAUGGAUUGGCUGCACAGCUAUGGCCCUCGUGCUGACGUUUCAGCCACUCCCAGGAAGCAGAUUUGAACGACCAGAGGAGGCAAUCGAAAAUGGCAACUGCAGCGUCAAAGGAGUAAUAAAAGAGAACAGCGAAGAAGAGUACAAGGAUGAGUCGCUUAAGUUCAUGACGCUGUUGGCGACGUUUAAUGUCUUCCUGGUACUGACAGACGUGGCCAUGGAUGGACUCAUGGUGCAGUAUGCCCGCAAAGAGCCCAUGAACAAACGAGGCAAAGCCCAGACCAUGAUCUAUGUCACUCGAUCAAUAGGUAUGAGUGUCGGUGCUAUUCUGAAGGGGGUGGGUCUGAACUGGUACGAGUACAGUGGGCCCUGGUGCGAGGGCAUAGAAGUGAGCGUCAUCUUCCUCAUAGUGGCUGCCACUAGCUGCUGUGCCAUCCCAGUCACCAUCCUCAUGACCACCGAAGACACAGUGUCCGAGUCGAAGAGCAUCAAACACAUCAUGUCUAAAGUGUGGGCCCUCCUUCAGAACACAGCAGUUCAGCAAGUGCUCGUCUUCCAAAUAGGAUCUUCGAUUGUAAUGUCGAUUUCAUCACCCGCCGACUCCAUGAUCCAAAUUUACUGGGUUGGAGUUGACAAUCUCACCAAAAACAUUCUGGUUGGAGUAUUCGGUCAACUUACUUUUUCGCUCGGAUCCACUAUUUUUGCCAAAUUCCUGAUAGACUUCAACUGGAAGAAGAUCUUCGGAUCGACCGCCGUGAUAGUUCUCGUGAUGAAUGCUUCAUUGACAUACAUUGUCAUCUAUGACGUCAUAAGGAACCAGUACUUCUAUCUGUCAGAUGAACUUACCACUGAGUUCUUCGUGGGUGCCAAUUACAUUUGUGGGCUGCUACUCUUCAUUGAAUUGUCUGAAUCGGACACUGAAGGUAUCGCUUAUGCGCUGAUGACGACAACAAGCAACGCCAGCAUGUCCAUCGGCUCUCUUAUCGGAAACUUUGCCGUGUACAUGUUUCACGUCAGCGAACACGGCAAAUACACUCGAGACAACACAAACGACAGAAACAUAGUGGCCGCAAACUACGCGAUCAUAUACCUACUCAACGCGUGUAUUAUAUUUUUGCUCCCGAUUUUACCCAAGGGCAAAAAAGAUACCCAGCAGUUGAAGCAAAACGCCAAAGUCUCAAAGCCUGCGGGAGCUGCACUGAUUGUGACAAUUCUGUCAUUUGUUAGCUUUUCGAUACUUUACAAUUUCGUGUUGUACCGCUACAUUGGUUGAAGAUUUCAAAAACAAUCGUAUUCAAAUAAAGCUCUAACGUUGAACUUCAUAAAAUGAAGGUUUAUUUAGUCAAAGCGAACAAUUUCAGUACAAAAUUGAAAGAUUGAAAGCCAAGUUUGAUAAUUGAGUUCACAGAAAAUGGUACAUGAAAAAUCGAUCGCUCUGUUCUUAUCAACUAAAAAAAAUGUCCAGUUCAACUGAUCACGGAAUGAUUGCUAAAUUGUGAUUGUUAAAUGCACAUGAUGCUGAUGAGCUGUUGAUUUAUUUUAAUAAAAUUUUAGCUUUA
This is a messenger RNA of Symsagittifera roscoffensis, 2780 nucleotides long. RefSeq lists its product as uncharacterized. The transcript is spliced from 10 exons. Bases 596 to 2494 code for a protein of 632 amino acids. The record is from RefSeq and is a predicted model, not a curated record. NCBI's taxonomy places the organism in Eukaryota, Metazoa, Xenacoelomorpha, Acoela, Convolutidae.